Periconia digitata is the source of this 3858-nucleotide messenger RNA. The record is from the annotation of a GenBank genome assembly. NCBI's taxonomy places the organism in Eukaryota, Fungi, Ascomycota, Dothideomycetes, Pleosporales, Periconiaceae.
CUCGUAUCAAUUCCAUACUCGCGAAAUGGCUGGAGUUCAUUUCAUAAAUGGGUACACCUACUCUAUUUCAAUAGACCUGACAGGCAUAAAGCACGUAGUAUGUAUGGCAGGGAUCAGCUCACCGGUAAGGUAAGCUUGAAGCCUUCACCAAUCACAGAUAAUGAUCGUACUGGGGAUACGAAGUUGACCGCGAACCCCUCCAAGCUUGAGUAGACCGCAAACCACGCACUUCUAUCUGUCUCUAUACCACACGAUGCAUUUCUCGUUAUCCUUUCCAUAGUCGCGUCGGACACUGGAAUGACUUCUGGACAUACCCGACUUCGACUGUCCUGCGCUGACUACCAUGUCGCGUGGGUCUGCGCCCUCGCCGAUGUUGAGCUAUUACCUGCGCGACUGAUGUUGGAUGAAGAACACCCAACUCCUUCGUAUAACACACACUAUGACGAAAACACAUACAUUUGCGGAUCCAUCAGCGGACACGCAGUAGUUAUCGCAACCUGUCCACAAGGCGAAACGGGCAACGUCAACGCCGGUCGUUUGACAGGCUCUUUAUUCAAAACAUUCCCUAGCAUCCGAGUCGCAGUACUUGUCGGCAUAGGAGGAGGCAUCCCACGAACAGAAGAAGACGCUGAAGACUCCCUGAAUAACAUCCACCUCGGAGAUGUGGUAGUAGGAUGGCCUGGUGAUGGAAAGCCAGCCUGUGUAUAUCAUGAUCGGGGGAGGUCCAAACCAAAUGGCGAGUUUGAGAUGGUGGGCACCAUGCAGAGCCCUGACUGGAGAUUGAUAAACGCUCUCGGUAUUCUAGUAUCGGACCACGAACUCGAGAAAACUACGUUCGAUCAUCAGCUAGCGAGGUUGCGGCGUCACAAGUUGCAUAGAAGGUUUGCUCACCCGGGUGUCGAACAUGACCGACUCUUCAAGGCCUCGUAUAGUCAUGUUGGCAAUAGCAAGUCCAAUUGCGCAGCGUGCGACUACAGUCAGCUCGUCCAGCGGCCACAGCGAACUGAGCAGGAAGCACGUGGUAUGGUCUUUCAUCAAGGGCGAGUGGCCACUGGAAACUCAGUGAUUCGCGAUGGCAAGCUGCGAGAUGACAUUGGCAUAAGAUGUGAUGGGGCGCUCUGUGUUGAGAUGGAGGCAGCAGGCGUUGACGUAAACCGACGCUGUUUGGUUAUUCGCGGCAUCUCCGACUAUGCGGACUCACAUAAGAGCGACUUGUGGCAGUCGCAUGCAGCUGGUAACGCAGCAGCUUUCACACGAGAGUUACUUUGCAGAUUACAAACAACUGCAGUACAAGAAAUGCAAGGUGUUGUCGAAGUAGCACCUUGGCUUGUUCCCCUCGCCAGACCGCAGUCAUUCGUCGGUAGAGAGCCACAGCUGGAUAAAAUCGCUAAGCAUAUCAUGUCGGAGAAGAGUAACAAGUUGUCCAUAUAUGGCCUUGGGGGGUGUGGCAAGACCGCACUUGCCCUCGAGGUGGCGUAUAGAACAAGAGAACAGCAACCUGAAUGCGCGAUCUUCUGGGUACCAGCAGUAAAUCGAGAACAUUUUGAGCAAGCAUACCGAGACAUCGCAGAAGCCCUACACAUACCUGGCGUCUUAGACGACCAAACAGACGUGAAACAACUAGUAAAAGUAAGACUCAGCGAUGAGCGCACUGCAAAGUGGCUUAUGAUCGUUGAUAACGCGGACGACGCCCAUAUCCUAUUCAGUAAGACAGAAAAAGACGAGUUGUGUAGGCUAAUCGACUUCCUUCCACACAGCAGCAAAGGCUCUAUCGUAUUUACCACUCGAACAAAAAAAGUGGCAGUUGACUUGUCUGGAAACAGUCUCCUUGCCAUUGGCGAACUGGAGAAAACAGAAGCGAUAGAAGUGCUCAAAACACGUCUGGAUGAAGAACACGAACACCAAUUGGAAGACGAAACCAUAGUUACCAAUUUCUUGGAGACAGUCGCCUUUCUAGCUCUAGCUAUUGUACAAGCAGUUGCUUUUAUCAACAAAAAUGGUGUCGCCUUAACCGAUUACAUCAUACUUUACAAGUCUAGCGAGGAAGAGGCUUCUGCUCUACUAAGCAAAGAGUUUGAAGAGCAAGGAAGAUACAGCGAAACCGAGAAUUCAAUUGCCACCACUUGGUUUGUUUCUUUCGAGCAGAUCCGACGACAAGAUGAACUCGCUUCUGCAUACUUAUGCUUUAUGGCAUGUGUCAUUAGCAACGAUAUACCCAAAUCUAUGCUUCUCGAUGAGGGUUCUGAUGUGGAGCAAAUAGAAGCUAUUGGAACACUGAAAGCUUACGCUUUCAUCUCGGAGAGACAAAACUUACGGGACCAGAAUGGCUUGCAAGCAAAGCACCAAGAGAGGACGUUUGACAUUCAUCCUCUCGUUCAUCUUGCAAUACGAAUUUGGAUCAAAGCCUGUGGUCAAUGGAGAGUAUGGGUUGAGAGAACACUGGACAGAUUAUUAGAAAUUGUCCCGUUGGGCGAUCAUAGCACGAUACAAGUCUGGACCGCUUAUCUACCUCAUGCAGUUCACACUGUCAGUCAGUCCACGGAUGUUCCCGAUUUGGAUGACGAAGGCACUGGAAUAUACAUACUGGAACGAAUCGGGUGGUGCGAGUUCGUACUAGGACGAUAUAGAGCUUCCGAACUUGCCAGGCGGAAGGUUGUUGAAUGGAGGAUGGAGGUUUUGGGUAGAGAGCAUAUACACACAUUGACAGCCAUGAACAACCUAGCCCUUACACUAGGUAGUCUAGGCAAAUACCAGGAGGCGGAGACCAUGCACCGAGAGACAUCUACGCUGCAAAAGAAACUAUUGGGAAGAGAGAAUACAGAGACUAUAACAUGCAUGAGUAAUUUGGCACUGGUGCUGAGUAACUUGGGGGAUUAUGGAGAAGCAGAAUCAAUCCAUCGAGAGAAUGUGAUAUUAAGAGGGCAGGUUCUGGGGGAAAACCAUCCUGAUACGCUAACUAGCAUGAAUUGCCUCACGCACGUACUCAAAGCACAAAGGAGGUAUGAAGAGGCCGAAACAUUGACCCGGGAGACACUGCGAUUACGAGAAAAUGUAUUGGGGGAAAAGCACCCCCACACACUAGCAACCCUACACAGUCUAGCAUCACUGCUAGCUAAACAAAGGAAGUACGCUGGGGCUGAGCAGAUGGGAAGACUGGCAUACGAAGGCCUAGAGAAAGCUCUCGGGAAAGAUCAUCCCGAUACACUGAUGUGCAUGAAUAAUCUCGCAUACGCCCUCCAGAAAUUGGGGAAACUUGGAGCUGCUAAGGAGAUGUAUCAGCUAGCCCUUGGAGGGAGGGAAAGGACUUUGGGUGAUGAUCACCCUUUCACAGUAACAAGUGCCUACAAUCUGGGACAUACGUUUAGGGAAUUGGGAGAUGAUGCCCUAGCUGAAGAGAUGUAUUGGCGAGCUGUCAAGGGAUACGAGAAGGCGCUAGGUGAUUAUCACUUUGAUACACUGAACAGUGUACACAGUCUGGCAUCUGCCCUCCAGGCAUCAAAAAGACUUGAAGCAGCUGAAUAUAUGUACAGGCGAGCUCUCAAUGGGAAAGAGAAAACCAUAGGGAAAGACCAUCACAGCACGAUAAGGACUGUAAGACAUCUUGCCGAUCUACUACGUUGUAUGCAUCGGUACGAAGAGGCUGUCGCGCUUUAUCAACGCGCUUCUGCUGUAUUGACAGUGGCAAACGGACUCGAACACUCUGAAACUCAAUAUUGUCUAAGCUAUCAACGCGAACUCGAACACAUACUACAUAUCCAAACGAUUGAUACUGGAAAUAAUGGCGUCGACAAUGACCGCAGUCGGUCUCCAGAUAGCACCAACUACGAAGAGCUUUUGGGUGAAAUGGCUAUAAGAUGA